UUUCCUUCCGAGAGGAGCUGAGAGAAAAGGCUGCGAGCCGCUGCGGUUUGUCUCCUCAGGCAGCAGCGCGUCACGUGACUGGGUCAGCUGACCUGAGCAGCUGACAGGAGGAAACAUGGCGGCGUUCCAUCUGCUCGGAUCCCUGCCGCUCUCCGACUGCGUGAAGCUGUGCCACAGGCUGGUGGACGGUCUGUGUGGACAGCAGCCUCCUCGGCGGGAGGAUUACAGCAGCAUCUGGACUCUGCAGCAGUGGCUGGAACUGCUCAACUCUCUGACCACCCUGUUCUGUGAAGCAGUGGGACAUAAACUGUCAAAUGAGAAGGUGUUGGCCAGGCUGUGUGACGCAGGCAGCGGUCCUGCUGAAGCAGUGCUGAGCGUGCUGAGAGCCAGACAGGCGGAGAUUCACCGAGCUCUGCAGGACAGAACACACUUCAUCUCCUCCGCCACUCUGCAGGACUUUGACUGGCAGCUUGGGUUGGCUCUGUCCAGUGAUAAGAUUUCCUCGCUGCAUACUCCUCUGCUCAGUCUCAGUCUGGAUGUUCAGGAGAAAGGAGUCCUGCGCUCUGUUGCCAUUGAGAUGAACCAAGAGGAGUUGGCUGCUCUCAUCAGUUCCUUAGAGGCUGCUAAUAAGGUGGUGAUGCAGUUGAAAUGAUGGAAGCAUUGCAGACCAGUCCACAUGAAGAUCACAUUGGGAAAAGUGCCAUCCAUUGGUUUGUUGGAGAGACAGUGACAACUUUUCAAAUGGAAUCUUGACAACUGCUUUCUGUAAUUAAGUCACAUAAAUGAACCAUCAUAUUUUUAUGUUACAUUGCAUAGUGUUUGUGUAAAUAAGUAUUUCUACCACAAUCAUAAUCUUUCUUGUUAUUGAACACUGGAAGACAUUUUUUUCAUCGUCCAGGUGUCUCCAUUAGCUCAGUUCACCCACAGGAACAACAGAGCAGGAUAAAUACAUUUUGAUGUUUACUGGAUUUUACUGGUCUGAUUCACCCAAACACAUCAAAAUAACAUCACAGCACCAACAUUUGGUAUUUUAGACCAGCAAAGACAAGAGCAGUGAAGAUUUCCUCCACAAGGGGGAAACAUUGUGUAGCAAGUUUCCAUGACACAAAAACAAAAUCCCACAUAUAUGAGGGGGGACCCAAAAGAAACCGGACUGUGGUUAUAACUUUUUAUUUUUUCAUUUUCAUAUUUAAAGGGACUUAAGGCAACUUUUCAAA
Messenger RNA from Salarias fasciatus (jewelled blenny), 1217 nucleotides. It is a transcript of the gene commd8, whose product is annotated as COMM domain containing 8. Bases 116 to 652 code for a protein of 178 amino acids. The transcript has 5 exons. The record is from RefSeq and is a predicted model, not a curated record. NCBI's taxonomy places the organism in Eukaryota, Metazoa, Chordata, Actinopteri, Blenniiformes, Blenniidae.